GGAUGUCAAAAGUGAAGGCUGAAGACGAGCCAGCCAGGAGGAGAUGGAAAUUGAGAUCUGAGACUGUGACAGUUUCCCUUCAGCACUUUAUCAGCUGGGAUAACCUGCUCUCACAAUGACCAAGAGGCCCCCAAGCAAUGAAGGAGCAGACAAAUCAUGCCAGCCUUGCGUAUGGAAGCCUCUUGAUUGCUAGAAGGCUCUGGCGACAGGCCCCUCUUAUUUCCUUGUUUGAGAUCGAUGUUUGUCAGCAUUGUCCUCGAUUACGAUGAAUUGUGAGGCAGCAGCAUACAGCAACCAUCAUGCUCGGCGUAAGCCAAGGUUGUGCAAUGACUUGAAGGUGAAAAAUAGAUUGAGGUACUGAGCAACAACUAGGGGAGUACCAUCUGGCAGCAUACAGAAUACCAGCUCAUUAAGAUUUUGUAUAAAUUCACCACGAAGUCAUUAUUAAGAUAUCAUACAAGGGUAAAAAGCAAGGCCCGAGAAAAGCGGAGCGCCACAGGCACAAUGGAUGAUGUGACUUCCAUCGCAGUGGAGCAGAUUGCAUUGGAAGGGCCGGAAGGCUGCUCUAUCCCCACACUGUGGACAAUCCUUCAGGAGCCCCUUCAAACUGCAGGCUUCUCACUCGACCCCCCCCUCUGCGCAUUCAUCUGGAACUAUCUCCUCGACACCUCCGAAAUCCACCUGUUUUCUCCCCACCCCCUGGACAAAAGCACUCUCAGCAGCACAGGAGAAGCUCCCAGGAGACCCCCCCAUGUUUCAAAACCUGCUACCGGAGAAGCUGCCCCCCCGGUCACAGGACAAAAAGUUCCAGCGAGGUACUUUCUGGAGAAGGCGCAGCCAAGUUUGCAGAUUUGGGAAGAAGCGGCUGCGCUGGGGGGGGGCUCAGUGCGCGUGCAGGCGUCGCUGAGGCUGCGGGAGAGUGCGUUGGGGCUGUAUGAGAGGGUGCUCUCUGGGUACGAACUCAGUGCGGUGCAGUAUGAGUCGCUCGUCAGGAUUGGGCAGUCGAGGGAGCGAGGCGCUCUCCAGACCGACCUCGCCCGCAGCUUCGGCAUCGCGCCGACCAACUACUUUUACCACCUACGCCAGCUGGAGACACGUGGCCUCAUCACGCGGCGCCAAGUCCUUUUCCACGCUGCCGCAGGCAGCUUCCCUGCACCUACAAACCUGGUCCACCUCAUGCGCUUCGGACGGUCUGUGAACAUCGACCACCGGACGCACUUUCGGACGGGCCCAAGCGACACGAAACGGGGCCAGAAGCAGCUGACGUACCCAGGGGAAGCGUCAGCCCCCGGGAGACCGUCCGAAUCAGGCGCAGGGCCGUCCGAACCGCGAGAAGGGCCGUCCGAACACCUCAACCAAGCAGCUGGGGCGUCCAAAGCCGGCGCAGGAGCGUCUGAAGAUGGUCCCGGACCGUCCGAACACGAGUUCGAGUUCGUCGACCUGACACGCCAGCUGGAGGACAUCUGCGGGGUCCUCGGCGCCGCGCGGGGCGGCGUUCUCGUAGAGCCGGAGCUGCGCGCGAGCAUGGGGUACACAAACAAGCGCGAGUGGCGCGCGCUCGUGCGGCGGCUGGAGGCGGAGGGCCUCGUGCGGCAGUUCCAGGCGGAGGUGAACGGGCGCGCCAAGGCGUGCCUGCAGCUCAAGAGGGGCUUCCACGAGGCUGCCGAGCCGCAGCCGGAGGACGAGAUGGAAGAAGAAGAGGGCCCCGAGGGCGUCGUCCUCGACGUGCCGGUCGACCAACAGAUUUACGAGUGCGUACGCGAUGCUGGGCGGGAGGGCAUUCGCUCCAACCACUUAUGGAAACGAUUGCACCUCAACCGGAAGAACAACACGCAAUGGUCGACCACUCUGAUCGAGAGCGGAAGCAUCGUCCAGCACGCGGAGACGCUCAAAAAAGCGGUGCUUUAUCGUCUGUGGACGGCAGGGAACUUUCCGGGGGCGCCGGAGAAGCAGACGCAGGAGCCCCCUGAAGCGGAGAAGAGCGUGCGGGGGGGUAGAGAGACGCGGGCGGAGACGCCCCCGGAAGCGGAAACGAGGGGGAUGGACGAUGAGAAGAUGGAGGGAGCCGAAGUUGGGAGAACGGAGGAGCAAACGCGUGGCGAGCAAGAGGAGGGGACACGUGGCGGCCAGGGGGAAAGCUCGGCGAAAGGCCCUGUGAGUGAAGGAGCUCGCGAUACGGCGCUGGUUGUUUACCAGGGCGCGGAGCAGGAGGGGCUCGGACAGGGCCCGCACGUGAGCCGCUUCCGGCGGACGUCCAAAAUGGUGACCAGCGACGCGCGCGUGCGGCAGGAGCUGAUUAUGAAGAAGCUUGAGAAGGACAAGUUCAUCAUCCGCAGCACCCUCAGCCGGUGGCUCGCCCUCGAGAUGGGGCGCGACAAGCCGCUCGAUUUCAAGCUCGUAACCCGCACGCUAACCGACCUCCAAACCGAGGGCCUCGUCAAGGGCGUCCUGAUAACCGUCCCAGACGCGGGGGAUCCCUCGAAAAGCAGACCGGUAGAGGUCGUUAUCCCCGGGGACUUCGAGCCCGACCAAGAAUUCGCCGAUUUUAUUGGUAAGACAGCCCGGGGAGUCGAGCGCAUCAGCCGCCAAACCGGGUUCCAGACGAAGAAGGCGGUAACGGCCCCGGCAACGGUGACGGUGGAGCGUCUGGAAAACUACAAGGCGCUGCAUCAGCGGAAACGAGAGGCGGCGGAGAAGAACCUGGACAUGCAGAACGCGAUGAAGCACAACGGGUACUUGUACUCGAAAGCGCUCCGGGCGCGCGCGCUGCACUUGUAUCUUUGGCAACACGUUUUCGGUUCUCCAGUGACGGCCGCAAUGGAUCCUGCUGCGAACAAGACCGAAGCGGUGGCCGAUGGAAGAGCCGUCGGUUUGGAAACGGGAACGGAGCCCAUUAGUGACGGGGAAGCAAACGAACCGGCAGUCGAAGGAGAGGCAGGGACCCCAGCGGAGGAUCGAGAGACUGCCAGCGAAGUUCCGGGCACUGAGCAACGGCAAUCCCAAGGCGCUGCUGACGUCACCAAGCGGGCACGUGACUUCGAUCGGCCGGUGGGGCGGAUCUGCCGCCCGGACGUGUACGAGACGCUGCAGAGCAUCCGGGAGAGCCUGGCGCGGGCCGCACUGGGCGGUAACGUCAGCAUCGGAGGCGCCGUUUUCGGCGGAGAUGCGCCAGCUCUAGAAUUUGCGGCCGGAGCAACAGGCCCUCGUCAGGGGCAGCCAGCCCCGGCUGACGUGGCAGACGUAGAUGCUGACGUCGGCAUGUUUCCGGACCUCCUUGGUCAAGGUGGCGACGCUUUGGGAGCGGCAGCGGGUCCUGAGAUUGGCGGCGACUCACGGGCCCGAGUCGCGGAAGGAGGCGUUUCGGAAUUGGAUGACGUCAGCGGGUCGGGGGAACGCCCUGGGGGCCGGGCAGGAAAAUCCUCUAAACCGGGACCUUCAAAUGUCGUUCCUCCGAGCAGCUCAGGAGUGUGGGCCGGGAAGGUUCGGGGAAUGAGGCCCUCGGUUAAGGAUCCCCGUGCGGCUUUUGGCGAAGGUUUAGGGGCGGCGCAAGAAGUUGUGGAGAGGGUUAAGAAACUGGUGGAAGGCGCGAAGGCGGAGCAGGAGUCGGCGCUGGAAAAGUACCUGCGGUUCAAGGUGGUUGCCGGGGGGGCAUCCGGCGCGGCGGCCCUUAGGGCUGCUUCUGCGGGGGAGGCUCUUCUGAAAGGAGCGGUUGCGGCGGCAGUCGAACGCGUGCAACGGGAUGAGAACUCAAACCCAAUGGUGGCGGGGGACAACGGAAACCGAGGUGACCAGUGGAUCAACAUUUUGGAGAUCAUGCGGGACAUGCCCGUCGAACUUUACAUCAAGAUCGUGGGUUCCGCGCUGCCUUUGGAGCGGGUUAACGAGCUAACCCAAAACGGCGCCCGGGUUAGGGACUGCACGCCGGACGAGCUGCGGACGGAGAUCCUGGGUCCGCAGGCGAUGACGCGCCUGGCCAACACGGUCGACAUGAUGCGCAGGAUGGAUUUGGUGACCCCUAAGACUCUCGAAACCAGUGAAGUCGGAAACGGCGGUCCGUCUCUUGGGCUGAAGAAGCUGGGGGCUCUGUACAAGCUGAAUGACACCAUCUACUUUGAGGAGCCCGCAGACGGCGGCCCGGUUGUCCACUCCUUCAAUACAUCCGACGAGUCCGACGUCCUGUCUUACUGGGAUCGCCUCGAAGCCUGCUUCAGCGGGCUGAGAAAAGAGGACGCCCGGGCCGCGUUCCCUGGAGUUGUAGCGUCCGAAAUCGUCGGACGGGUUUGGGCGACGCGGCACGAGCUGACCCCGGGGCAGCGGAUCGAGCUCGGGCGGCGGAUUCCGGCGGAAAAAGAGCUGAGCGCGGAAGAGGUGGAGAAGAUUGCCAAGGACACGGGGAUUGCUACCGAGCAGGUUUACAAAGUGUACUACGAGCGAACUCGGCGGACGCGUUUAAGCAAGCUCCUGUCCUUGGGUUUAUCUCAAACGGAGGUCUUGACCGCCUUGCGCAAGAAGAAGGCGCUCAAUGACUCCAAAAAGUCGUCGCAAGAGCCCCCGAAGCAGGCCCCCGAGCCGGAGUCCGCCGAGGUGCAGCGCGCUCGCGCGCGCAAAACGCUCACCACCGAACGGAGCCACGUCCGCGCGUUCAAGCGGAAACAAGCGCUCGCCGACGCCGAGCCCCCUCCCCCCUUGCUCGGCAAGCGGGGGAUCCCCGGGCCCCACGCCAAGGACUCCCCCUACCUCGCCUGGGCCCGCGAGAACGUCGAACACGUCGAUGUCAGCCGCGCGUCUCCCGCCGACGUCACCGCGCUCGUUGCUGACGACACCAGGACCGGGUUCGCUGACGUCACCCUCGGGCGGGCUGGUGUCACCGACGGUCGGGCUGACGGCGCCCGGCGAGGAGCGGGGAAGCGGUCCCCGGCGAAGCGUUCCCGGUUCGCGGCGCCAACUAGAGAGGAGAGACUCGACGCUGAUGGCAGGCUGGUCGUGCCCUCCCGGGUGCGAAGAAAGCGCUCGCGAGCGAAAGCGGCGGUUCGCGCCGAGGGGUUUGAAAGCGAGGGCGAGGAGUUGGGGGGGUUUGCAGGGCCGCCGCUGCGGGACGGGCGGAUGAGGAAGAAGCCGUUUGCGAAGCGGAGGAAGCGGUUCCACUGGACGGCGGAGGAUACCAAGCAACUGAUCGCCGCUUAUGCCAUAUGGCACUCCAUCCACGGUAAGCGUAUGCCCACCGAAUGGGAUGCGGUCCCUGGUCUCCCCGCCCCAGUCCCCUGCUGCAAGCGCCAGAUGACGAAGCUUCGAAACGAUAAGGCGACGCUGGAGGCCAUAGCGUAUGUGGUCGUGCUGGUCGCUGAUCGGCGCGCCGCGGCUCUGGCAGCGGAACCUCCCCAAGAGGGGGGUGCGCAGUCAGAGGAGAAGGCUGUGAAUACGCCCCCGGAAGAAGAGCAACCGAGCGAGUCGGAACACAUCGUUCGAGAACUGAGUCUCAUGCUAGAGAAUGAGAAGCAAAGGGAUCGGGGGUUCAGUAAAGAACCGAAAGUGAAGGGGAAGAGAAGCACAGCGGAGCACCGAGCGAUGGACCGAGUGCUUCUCCCCCCCAGCAACCUUGGGCCAGGUGGCGGCGCGGAGUUUGCCUGGGAUGACGUCACCGAGCCGGAGCUCGCGCGCGCUCUGGACGAAGUCGCCCGGUGUUUCGAGGCGGUGAAAGCGGCGCAGAUGAGCUCCGGGGGGGUGCCCCCGCCAGUCGAAGCGGCCCCCCACGGACCGGGAACCGAGGAGGGGCCAGCGAGAGGGAUCGCUCGGCAGCCUGUUGGUGACGUCAUCGCGGUCGAAGAGACUGAGAGGUUGGAGGACCGGCCGGGAGUGGCGUCCGCUCUUGGACUGAUCGAGAUCGGGUUGCUGCACGCACGUCCGAACGGCGCGAUCUCGGAGACGGUGGCACGUGCGCUGAAGCGGUGCGGGGAGGGUGACGUGGCGUGCGCGAUGCAGCAUCUACAGGCGCGCAAGUUCGUGGUCCAGAGCAAGCCGACGCGCCCCUUCCGCAUGGCCGAGAAAUUCAACCAGCACCUCGCGAGCUCUCCUUUUCCGCUGGGCAUCGGCAAAUCCGCUCGUGACUUCCAGUCCGCUCUGAAAGCGGAAUCCGCCGGAAAGUGGAUCUCGCUGCCAAGCCUCCCCUCGGAAGGCCAACUCGCACAAACUCUCGCGAUGGUCGUCGAAGGCAAAGCGGAGAUUGAGCCUUUCGAGCCGGGUUUCGCUCCGUGGGGGUCAGAAAGCCUGGAAAACGGUCCCCCCAGAGAGCGGGGGCCGCCGGAGUGGAAGCUGGGCAUUCGGAUAAGGGGGUCGGACGGAGUGGAAGCGUUAACGAAGGGUUCGGAAGGUUUGGAGGGUGGUUUGCCAGCCGGUUUGGACCACGGUUUGGCAGGAGUUCAAGAGAAGGGGGGAGCUUCUGAUGCGCAAGCGUCAUACUCGGCCGGGAAAGCUGUAGAAGCGCCCCAGAAACAGAAGGGGCCGUCAGAGGAAGCGCUAGCGGAAUCUUCGGAGCAGGCCGCGGGAAGCGGGCCGAGAACUCGGAGGAGGGGACGGCGAGACGGGAAGGCCCCGGAAGCGGCUGAAGUGAGCCGUCCGGCGGAAUCACGGGAGCGGAAGGAAGGAGCGGACCAGGGGGGAGCACCGGAAAUGCAGGAAGGGGGGCCGGGUACAUUGGAAAGUGGACUCGAAAAGUCGACUGAUGCGAAGGGGAAGAGGCGGAUGGAGGAAGACGAGCAUGGGGGAAGUCGUGGCAAGAGGCCCCGUGUUGAGCGGCCGUCGACCGAGACGGGGCUAUCUGCAGCGACAACACUGUUUGCGGGAACAGAAACAGGGCCUUCUGCGACCCAUGAACCUGAGGCGAUACCAGGGCCUUUGCCAGCCGUCGACACGGGGCCCCGUUUCGAGGAAGCGACUCUGGGGGCUGUCGCGCCCCAGACUGACAACCCAGUACCGGCCCCAGAAACAGGGCCUGCGGAAGGGAACGGUGGACUCGAUGCUGCAGGAGGCGGUGCUGACGUGAGCGUUCCGGCUGCGGACGUCAGCAAUCUCCUGAAGAUCCCCCAGUCCUAUGCGGGGCCCCAUGCCGGGGCGGAGGUCGAGGCCGCGUUCGAGCUGUGCUGCGGCCUCUGGUGUUCCGAUGACGUCACCGUGACAUCAGGACGGCCGUGCCUGGAUCGGCGCGCCCUGUGGUGGGUGUUCGAGGCGGCGAGAGCAGCAGGGGACGAGGGGCUGACGUUCGAUGACGUCAGCGAGAUCCUGGCGGGGCAGGAGGGGGCGGGUGUUCUCCCCCGGGAAGUGUCGGGGCAGCAAAGCGGUGGGAAUGGGCACCGGGCAGGGGCGGCGGAUUACGUGGAGGCACUGGAGAUGUUUGACUUGGUGCAGCGGAUCAACUCGGUGGAUUCCGUCCGAAUAAUGUCCGCACCAUUCUCGGAACGGCACCUCCUUCCAGUCCCUUCGGACGGCGUCAAUCAGCAGCUGCCACGUGGCGGUUCCGGAGAUCCGUUGCAAGUGGCGGAGCCCACACCAGGACCGAGCGGCGGAAAGGGGCCGCCCCAGGGGGUUGGAAUUCAGCCCUGGCUGACCCCCCGGGGCGGAAUGAACCGGGCGUUUUGUGCGCUGCUUAGGAGGAGGAUUGUGAGCCUGGUGAUGGCUAACCCGGGCAUCCCUGAGGAGCUGCUGCUGCCCCAAGUCGAGGUCCUGACGCCGCAAAGCGGCCGCGACUUUCUCGACUCCUUGGUAUCGGACGGCCACCUGAGCGUCCGAGCUAUCAGAUCAACGGUUGCAACAGCAAGGCCCAGCUUCGACGUGCCACGUGGCCCCUCAGAGAGAGUCACGAAGGGACGCGUCGUUAAGCAUUACUUUGCCAGCCCGGCCGUUAUUGCUUUGGUGUGA
Molecule: messenger RNA, 7911 nt
Organism: Klebsormidium nitens
Lineage: Eukaryota; Viridiplantae; Streptophyta; Klebsormidiophyceae; Klebsormidiales; Klebsormidiaceae
Source: the annotation of a GenBank genome assembly